GUGAAAGAGCAAGCUGCGGAAGAACAAAGACUCAGCCGCUCAAGCUCAAGCUCACACCAGAAAACAAUACAGAUAACAAAGCCAUACCCACUUCCCCUUUCACUUUGUUCGGCCAUGAUUGCACCAAUAGCAGUGGCCAUAACAGUGGGUCUUUUGGGGUGGGCUUAUCACGCAUUGAGGCCUCCGCCGCCAAAAAUAUGCGGAACACCACAUGGCCCCACUAUUUCUUCACCUAGGGUGAAACUCAGUGAUGGGAGGCACUUGGCCUACAGAGAGUUUGGAGUUCCAAAGGAAGUGGCUGAACACAAAAUCAUUGUGAUUCAUGGUUUUGGCAGCUCCAAGGAUGUGACUUUGCCCAUCCCUGAAGAACUUACUGUGGAGCUAAAGGUGUACUUCCUGUUUUUCGACAGAGCUGGUUACGGAGAGAGCGAUCCCUAUCCAUCGCGCUCGGUCAAGAGCGAAGCAUUUGAUAUUCAAGAGCUAGCUGACAAGUUGGAGCUUGGCUCUAAAUUUUACAUUAUUGGAAUCUCCAUGGGAGGUUAUCCUGUUUGGAGUUGCCUUAAAUACAUACCACACAGAUUAUCAGGAGCUGCCCUGGUAGUUUCUUUUGUGAACUACUGGUGGCCUUGUUUUCCUUAUAAUCUAGCCCGAGAAUCUCUGGCAAGGUUAGCACCGUCAGAUCAGUGGACGUUUCGGGUUGCGCAUUAUGCCCCUUGGCUACUCUAUUGGUGGAUGACUCAGAAAUGGUUCCCUUCAUUAAGUAUACUCUCUGGUGAUACAUCAAUUUUCACCCACAAAGAUUUGGAAAUAUUGAAGAGGUUAUCAGAGGCCCCAAGUGAUGGCCAGGAUAAGAUUCAGCAGCAAGGCGCUCAUGAGUCUCUCCACCGAGACUUGAUUGCCGGCUUUGGAAAGUGGGAGUUCGAUCCGCUUGGCGUGGGCAAUCUGUUCCCUAACAAUGAGGGCUCCGUUCACAUUUGGCAAGGGUAUGAAGAUAAGAUCAUUCCUGUAAAACUACACCGUUAUAUUGCGGAGAAGUUACCGUGGAUUCAAUAUCAUGAGGUUCCUGAUGCUGGGCAUUUGUUAAUCUUUGAGAACAAUAUGUGUGAAGCUGUUUUGAAGGCGCUUUUGGUUGGAUGAAAAAGCGCAUUUGUAUUUGCCUCACAGAUAAGCAUACUUGUAGUAGUUUUCUCAAUAGUUUAGAGAACCACGUAAAUGUAAAAGGAUAAUUACCAAACACAGAUGUAAUAUUAUCCAAAAUCAUCACAAAAAUUAUCUUUUGAAGUGACAAAUAAAAAAGAAUAUACAUU
This is a messenger RNA of Morus notabilis, 1307 nucleotides long. RefSeq lists its product as uncharacterized. Bases 115 to 1137 code for a protein of 340 amino acids. The transcript has 5 exons. The record is from RefSeq and is a predicted model, not a curated record. NCBI's taxonomy places the organism in Eukaryota, Viridiplantae, Streptophyta, Magnoliopsida, Rosales, Moraceae.